Hyla sarda is the source of this 2141-nucleotide messenger RNA. Its product is annotated as coiled-coil domain-containing protein 177-like. The coding region runs from base 118 to 1863 and encodes 581 amino acids. The transcript has a single exon. NCBI's taxonomy places the organism in Eukaryota, Metazoa, Chordata, Amphibia, Anura, Hylidae. The record is from RefSeq and is a predicted model, not a curated record.
CUAUUCCUCCGCUACUAGAGCGCGCGCGGUGUUUUACUGUUUUGUCCUCAAUGGCGGUUUCGCUAAUCACCCCGGGCAACCGAGAGAAGCGUCGUAGUGACAACGGACAGAACAGUGAUGGACGGCAGACGGUCUCCCUCCCUCCAUCUAGACCUGACUAACUUCGAAGACGGUGGUAUCAGCCGGUAUGUACUCACCAGCCCCCGAUCCCUGGAGGCCUGUGAACUGCUGGGAGUGCGGCCUGUGGAUUUGCUCUUCAAGUCCUAUGGAGAGGUCAGAGGGGAGAACCCGGGGGCCUCCAGCCAGGAGGUCAGUGAGAUGUAUGAGGCUCAUGAGCUGGAGAGGCUGAAGAAGCUGAGGCUGUGCAGGGAGCUGAGGAAGAAUCUGCUGGAUAGUGAUGGUGACCUUGGGGGUCCUGACUCCUCCAGGACCACCCCCACCUCUCAGGAUCGCCGCAAUCACAGAAACACCAUAAUCUCCCACACUCAGAAUCCCUGCAACCACCGAAAAAACAUAACCUCCCCAACUCAGAAUCCCUGCAACCACCGAAAAAACAUAACCUCCCCAACUCAGAAUCCCUGCAACCACCGAAAAAACAUAACCUCCCCAGAUCACUGGGACUACUUGGACGUUACAACAUCCCGAAGCUACCAAGACCUCUCUAACACCAAGGCCUCUCCAGCCAAGGGUCACAGAGGUGAAGGGGAGAUGCUGAGAAGUCUAAGUCAAGGAAACCUGCAACCAGAAGUGCAAGUCCGCCAUCUUACUCGUAUGGUGGAGAAAGAAAUCAAGGUGUCCGUGCCAGAGAGGGAUAAGAAGAUUGCAGCCCUGAUGUUACUCAGACACCAAAACGAGGAGAUUUCCAAGCAGAGGAAGCUGCAAGCCCAACAAGCCUGGGAAGACCUCCGCAGCAAGGAGAGGCUCAUCCGAGAAGCUCUGAGCAAACAUGACUGGACUGAUCGGUGGCAGAACCGUAGAAAGUCCCCCAGAAGCUCCAAACUGGAGUGGCAGCUGGAUGCCGUCCGCUAUUUGAACGCUCAGGAGUGUAAGACGUUGACCGCCGAAGAGCGGAUCCUUCUUAAAGAUGGCAUGAAGAAAGUCCAAAGAGAUCUACAGUCAAAGAGGCGAACGCAAGAGAAAGACUACGGAGAAAUGGGCGACCGUCUUCUGGAGGAACGCAUGCUGCAAGCAUUUAAGUCCAAGAUGAUCAAAGACUUACAGGACAAGAAGAACAUCCAGUUCAAGAAUAAAUAUGAGAAGCUAAGACAUUCCCGGCUAAAGGAGGAGGUGGACAGCCAGGUGAAAGCCGAGGAGCGCUCCAUGAGGAGGAGUAUAGAGCAGAAGGAGCGGCGAUUCCGGGAGAUGUAUGAGCAGAUCCAGGAGGAACGCCAGAAGGAGAUACAAGAGAAGGUGUCCAGGGAAGAGGGGAUGAUCGCCAUGGCGAAAAUACGAGCGGAACAACGGGAGAAGGAGCAAAUAAGACAGAAGAAAAUGCUGGUCCAAGCCACCAACCAGAAGAUCCUGCAGGCCAAAGACUCCUCGGGAAAAAGUAUCCAAAACAAAGCCGAGCGGACGCGGGACCUGAACGUGGUCAAAGAGAAGGUCCAUCAGCUCCUUAAGCAAAAAGUGGAAGAAGAUGAAGAAAACCAACGCAAGCAACUGGCGCAUGUUAUAAAGAUGAAAGAUCGGAAAAGCGACAAGGUCCUGAAAGAGAAGGAGGCCACCGUCGAGGAGGGGAAGAAGAUCGCCCGGGCCUCCUUUCACAUCCGAGAGAAAAUCAGGGAACGGACCAGGAGCAGAACAUUCGACCAGAUGGCUCUGGAGGCCCAGCUGAGCGCCAGCUUCCUGAGAUCCAUCCCGUAAAGUCUCCUGCCCAGUGUGGAGGGGCAAGAAAUAGCAGAUAAGGCCACGCUGAGCGGUGCUGUUUAGAGACAACCGUGCCACGCUCAGCAAAGCUCUGUGCACUAGCCUUUUUUUCUGAUGAACGGGAAUUUGUUGAGCGUGGCACGGUUUCCUCGAAACUGUACCGUUCAGCAUGGCCUGCGUGUCCUCAUGCUGGAGCUGAAGAUCCAGCGGGCCUGAAACUUUGGACUUUAUAGGGUUCUCCUGUGCCCCAGCCUUCUGAACAUCCAGUUCAGAAG